CCCUUUUUUGCUCAAAGUGCCAGUUUUGGCUAAUUGAUAAAAAAAAAAAGAGGAACGCAAAGGACAUUUAAAUGACACAAUAGAUAACAACGAUGGUGUCCCGCGAUGGAAUUGCUCUUGGUCGUGGUACAAAGACUUCUUUCGUGAUGAUAAUUAUUUUACGAAUGCGCGCGUGAACCAAUGAAUAAUAUUUUCGGGCUCUUUCGCGUCUUUAUCACCAAUGAAGCUGCUAUCGCUCACGUCAAUUCUCACUGCCGCUGUCGUCGUCUCUGCUAAUACAUCAGCACAAGCCAGUAACGAAGCUAGUGUUGUUGGACCUGACGGAAGCAUCAAUCCUUGUCACAAUCUUAAAGAGCAGCAGGAAAUUGAUGAGUGUUAUAUGCGUCUAGCACUCGAACAUGUAUUGGUUCACAACCCCACUUUUCCUUUCGGUGCUCUGAUCGUGGAUCACACCACGAACGAGAUAUCGUGCUAUGGCGCCAAUUCGAAUCGCAAAAACAAACUUUUGCAUGGCGAGACAACUGCAUUUUGGAACUGUACCGAACUCUAUCCGUCUCCAAGUAACAACGACAUGCACGAUCCUGGGCUGGAAUGGUCCCACCAGACACUCUACACCACUGGAGAGCCGUGUCCCAUGUGUGCUUCCCAAAGCAUCUAUCGUGGUGUCGGCCGUGUCGUAUGGGGAACGUCCAUUCCUGAUAUCAAUCGCAGUGGUCGCCAGCAACUCUUAAUUGAAAUGGACGACGUCAUUGGCUCUGCGCAUAUGGGUGGCUAUCAACUGGACCAUCGUGUGCCUGAUGUUGUUGGUGGCAUGCUCAAGAAUGAAUGCGACCAUGCCUUUUGGUGUGCUUUUAGUUACUUCCGCGAUGAUGGUUAUUAUCAGUCCAUGGCUUCGCAGGGUCUGGACGGCUACAUCGAGGAGCGCAACAAACGUUUUCCGUGCGUUACCAUGCCUCUUUUCAGAGAGCAGUACGAUUAGUGUCGUCUCUUCGCAUUAUUGAAACGCACAGGAAGAGAAGGAGCAGAAACCACCUUUGUAAAUGAAUGCGCUUAUUUCUCCUUCAGUUGAUGGUUCCAGCCACUCCAUGUAAAAACACGCUGUACAGUCUUCUUACUUUGUCUAUGUCAUUUUAAAGAAAUAAACAAUUAUGUUAAAUCCUG
This is a messenger RNA of Zychaea mexicana, 1161 nucleotides long. RefSeq names its product cytidine deaminase-like protein. The transcript is spliced from 5 exons. The record is from RefSeq and is a predicted model, not a curated record. Gene Ontology annotation, molecular function: guanosine deaminase activity. Gene Ontology annotation, biological process: purine nucleoside catabolic process. The coding region runs from base 221 to 979 and encodes 252 amino acids. Lineage: Eukaryota; Fungi; Mucoromycota; Mucoromycetes; Mucorales; Lichtheimiaceae.